UGUCAAAAAAAGAAGAAAAAUUGUCUUUUUCAACCUGUCACAUGACAAGUCUUCACCCUCUUGUACUUAUGGAGGGCCUUUCUCAGCUGGAUUUCUAAAAUGGUGGCAACACUCCAUUAUCAUGACUGUGGUUAUAGCUUCUUCUGUCUCUCUUUUUUUUCCUUUCCGCGUCUUACGCAUGCGCCAUCAAGCGUCGCAUAACCACUCCGAAUUUAUGCAUGCUUAUAUAUCCAAAAAACCCCUUAUUGUAAUAAAAAAACAACACCUCGUAACCAAAAAAAAAAGUUUGUUAUUUGAUGGAAGCUUUUAGAUUGCUGGAGGGAUUUCGUGUUGCUGAGGGAUAGCAAUAGAAACGAUUUUCACAUAAUAAUCUUGCCAAUAAAAAAAGGGUUGUCAAAU
This is a messenger RNA of Lobosporangium transversale, 399 nucleotides long. RefSeq lists its product as hypothetical. Lineage: Eukaryota; Fungi; Mortierellomycota; Mortierellomycetes; Mortierellales; Mortierellaceae. The coding region runs from base 122 to 310 and encodes 62 amino acids. The record is from RefSeq and is a predicted model, not a curated record. The transcript is spliced from 2 exons.